Molecule: messenger RNA, 1477 nt
Organism: Diorhabda carinulata
Lineage: Eukaryota; Metazoa; Arthropoda; Insecta; Coleoptera; Chrysomelidae
Product: mitochondrial enolase superfamily member 1-like
Exons: 8
Coding region: 58-1422 (454 amino acids)
Biological process (GO): carbohydrate catabolic process; amino acid catabolic process
Molecular function (GO): magnesium ion binding; L-fuconate dehydratase activity
Source: RefSeq, a predicted model, not a curated record
AUGUCGAUGUUCAGAUUAGUUAGUGAUAAGCUGCGUUAUUGAAAAUAUUUAUUCGAAAUGAGCAGAUCUCUUACUUUGGAAAAUUUGAAAAUAUCCUCGUUGGACGUUAAGGACAUACGUUUUCCUACGUCCUUACAAGCCGAUGGAUCCGAUGCCAUGCACACCGAUCCUGACUAUUCCUGCGCUUACGUCACCAUAAAACUCCAAUCGGGAUUAGAAGGAUACGGUUUAACUUUCACGUGCGGUAGGGGAACGGAAGUUAUAGUAGCGGCGUGCGAAUCUAUGAGACCUUUAGUCGUAGGCCAAGUCGUCACCGAUAUCUAUAAAGAUUUCGGAACGUUUUGGAGAUCGUUGACUAGCGAAAGCCAAUUGAGAUGGAUUGGUCCGGAAAAAGGGGUAACUCAUCUGGCGACGGCGGCGAUAAUUAACGCUUUAUGGGAUCUGUGGGGUAAGCUGGUCAAGAAGCCAGUAUGGCAGUUGUUGGCCGAUAUGGAACCUGAACAGUUGGUAGCUUGCAUCGAUUUCAGAUACCUGACGAACGUCGUUACGAAAGAAGAGGCGAUAGAAAUGUUGAAGAAAGGCAAAGAAGGCAAAGAACAAAGGAUGAAUAAAUUGUUGGAGAGCGGUUAUCCUUGUUAUACCACUCAAGCAGGAUGGUUGGGAUAUUCGAAUGAAAAGAUCCAACAUUUGGCGCAGAAAUACAUGAACGCCGGUUUCAACGCUUUCAAAGUGAAAGUCGGUAAAAAUUUAAAAGACGACGCCAAAAGAUUGGAAUUUAUUAGAAACAUCAUCGGUUGGGAUAAAACGUUGAUGGUGGAUGCCAAUCAGGUAUGGGAAGUCCAAGAAGCUAUCGAUUGGAUGAAGGAAUUGGCUAAAUUCAAACCGCUGUGGAUCGAAGAACCGACCUCGCCCGAUGACGUUCUCGGUCACGCCGAAAUAUCCAAAGCUCUAAAACCUCUAGGAAUCGGCGUAGCUUCCGGGGAGAUGUGUUGCAACAGGGUAUUAUUCAAACAAUUCUUGCAAACGGACGCCAUACAAUAUUGUCAAAUCGAUUCGGCCCGUAUCGGUGGUGUCAACGAGAUCCUAUCCGUUUAUCUAAUGGCACAAAAACUUGGAGUAAAAGUAUGUCCUCACGCCGGCGGUGUCGGUCUUUGCGAAAUGGUACAACAUCUACAAAUGUGGGACUACGUCGCCUUAUCGGGAACUUCCGAUGGUAAAUGGGUGGAAUACGUCGAUCAACAACACGAACAUUUCGUUUAUCCGACGUUAAUAGAAAACGCUCAUUAUCUAGCACCGAGGGCGCCCGGAUACAACACCGAAUUGAAGAAAGAAGCGAUCGAAGAUUACGUUUAUCCGAACGGAAAGGAAUGGGAAAGUAUGUUCGCCAAAGGAAUUUUCAGCGAUCCCAGGAAGAAGAAAUAAAUUAUCCGAAAAGUAUCUGUAUAAUUGAAAAUUGAUUAAACCGUACCCCUUAAAA